UUAAUUUCAGUUUAUAAAUCAGUAAUCUAAAUCUCAACCAUGAAUCAAGAUAAUCCGUAUGCGAUGAACCAGACGUGCAAGGUUUGCGGUGAGCCUGCGGCGGGGUUUCAUUGUGGUGCAUUUACAUGCGAGGGUUGUAAGUCAUUUUUCGGCCGCUCCUACAACAAUUUGUCAUCGAUAUCGGAUUGCAAAAACAAUGGUGAAUGCAUCAUUAAUAAGAAAAAUCGCACAGCAUGUAAGGCUUGUCGUUUGCGGAAAUGCUUAAUGGUGGGCAUGUCAAAAAGUGGUUCACGUUAUGGCCGUCGCUCGAAUUGGUUUAAAAUCCACUGCCUACUGCAGGAACAGCAACAACAAGCCGCUGCUGCCAUGGCAGCACAUCAAAAUAAUCAACAACAACAAGCAAAUCAACAACAUGCGGCGCAUGCACUGGGACCAAAAGCACCACACAGUGGUAUUGGCAUUCCAUCACCUGCAGCAGCAGCUGCCUUGGGAAUGCUAGGUCAUCCCAAUGCUUACGCAGGCUUAUAUCCACCACGCACAAAAGAAGAACUCAUGAUGUUAGGCUUAGAAGAGUAUGCUAAACAUCCUGCUGCUUCACCGUCCGUAAGCUCACCCGAAUCACAUAAUUCGGAUAGUUCAGUAGAAGUGAAUGUACGCGGGAAUCCAUUACUGCAUUUAGGAAGCAAACAUGUUGGUACUGAACCUACACCUUUACCGCCGCAAUUGCGUAAAGACUUGCCACCAUUUUUACCUUUACCAUUUCCUGGUCUCGCUUCAAUGCCCGUCAUGCCACCACCUUCCUUUUUACCGCCCUCGCAUUUACUAUUUUCUGGUUAUCAUCCUGCUUUGUAUCAGCAUCAUCAGGGUUUGCUGAAGCCUUCAUCUGAACAACAACAACAAGCAGUUGCUGCAGCAGCGGCUGUACAGCAUCUUUUUAAUUCUACCAAUGCCUCACCGAACCGUUUUAUGCCUACUAUUCCCAGCCCCGUUCAAACUUCUCCAUUGGCGAAACCACGAGAUAAAGAUGAGCACCAUGCACAUAGUCCCAGAACUGAUACAAUUAACAACAACCACUUGCCGAAUGGUAGUAAAGCGGCCGAAGAACUUACCAAGCGAUUUUAUUUAGACGCAGUACUCAAGUCACAGCAAUGUAGUCCACCACCACCAACCACUAGAUUAACAGCGCAUGGAAAGCAUGAUCACUCCAUAUCAGCGCUUGUAACUCCUAAUUCUGAAAGUGGACGAGAAAGACUUAAAAGUCGACAGAGCAACGACGACAUGGAUGACAGUGAAACUUUAGAUAGACAAUCCAAUGGCAACGAAAGCGAAUGUGGCGAAGAUUUGGUGGUUUCGAUGACGCCCCCCAGAUCGCCAGUUAACCCACAACCAGGUGGCGAUUGUACGCAAAGAAAAGAGCGCAUAUUGCAAGAUAAUCCAAUAGAUCUAAGCAUGAAGACUGGCAGCUCCAUAACCAGUUCGCUAAGCAGUAAGUGCAGUUCGACAGGUGCCGAUAGUGAAAGUGAAAAUGAGACAGACAGCGAUAAGCAUUCAAAAUUAAAAAACGGAUUAGAAGGUAAGCAAGAAGAGACUUCAGAACAUGAUGGAGAGGAAGUGCGUAUAGAUGACGAUGACAACAGCACAACAGAAACAAUAAAAACAAUGGCAAAUAAUAAUGGCACAAGUAAAUCCAAUAACAACAACAAUAAAACUGAUAGCAGUGACAGCGAAGGUAGUCAGAAAAAUUUUGAAAAUAAUAAAAGAAAUAUAAUUGAUACGCAAUAUACUGAAACUGAAGAUUUACUGGACUCUGCGUCAAAUACCAAGCGUCUUAAAUUAGAAAUUGGAGGCUUUAAGGUUGAAAACUCUGUAGUUAAAACAACGUCUGCACUUGACUUGACGACCAAGGUUUGACUGGUGCCACAGCACAAUGCUCAAUACUAAUGCUCAAAGGUGAUUGCUUGAAGAUCUGAUCUAAUUACUAUGUGUGCAGUUUCCAAAGUAACUAUGUAUCAAAUAUUUUGUACUAAAUGAACUGCCAAACUGCUCCAAAUUCGAACUUGUUGCGCAUGAGAACCACUCUAUUUCUGGAAACCUAAAAUCCAACAUCAUAGAUCGUAAAUUAAAAAAAUCAUCACGGCGCAAAAAACCACUAUAAUUAACAAAUUUUACAGAUGUUAUCACUUCAUUAAAACGGGUUUAUAAUAUCACGAAAAAAUGCCAAAAUUGGCAUUUGUAGAUUACGCGUUUUUAGUUUAUGGAACCUGCAGUUUGAGGCGGUGGAAUUUGAAAACAAACUAAAAACUUAAUUCCGGUCAAACUCAACACUCAGAUACCUUAUACCUGGUACAAAUGAAGAGCUUAAGUUUUAAGAAAGCAUUUAUGUCCCUUUGGGAUUCUGGUAAUUCCAUUUGCUGACGACCAUAAAUGCCUGGCAGUUGCGGCGUAGGGUGUACAAAAUCGAUCUUUCGGAAACCAAAUAUGCGUGAAAUAUAUUGGAAUUUUAUGUAAAAAUGAUAAUGUGGACACAUUUAUAAAAAUUAAAUUUAUAAAAUAUGAAACAAGUUGUCAGAAUUUAAAGCAGUUUUCUAGCUAAAUUGUGUAU
Molecule: messenger RNA, 2602 nt
Organism: Teleopsis dalmanni
Lineage: Eukaryota; Metazoa; Arthropoda; Insecta; Diptera; Diopsidae
Product: knirps-related protein
Exons: 3
Coding region: 40-1911 (623 amino acids)
Biological process (GO): regulation of DNA-templated transcription
Molecular function (GO): zinc ion binding; sequence-specific DNA binding; DNA-binding transcription factor activity
Source: RefSeq, a predicted model, not a curated record